AUGUCAUCGUUAUCAUUUUCAACAUUAAUUAUUUGUUUAUUAUUUAUUGUUUCAAUUGUUUCUAGUAGCUCAGUAUAUUCAUCAGUUCAAUUUAAAGCACAAGAUUGUUCAGAAGGAUGUGAUUUCUUUCAAGAUAGUAAUUGGAUUGGUGGAAGUGCUCCUCAAUACAACCAAAAUGCAACAAUCGACUUUUCAACCUCGUAUUACCACGGCAACCAAUACAUCUACACUUCAAACGGGUCUCCUUUUAGUUUGCUCAACCUCAACAUUACCUCUGGCCGUAACAACAAUGUCACACUCGUGCUGAGUGUAGCUCUCAAGCUAGAUUCACUCAAUCUCACCGCUUCGUGGAUUCAAGUCGAUGAAAACGUCAUCUUUAACAUCAAUGAAAAUGCCUCGAUUGCCAAUGGUGGAGGUGUGUUUGUUGGGAUUGGUGGCUACUUUGUCGUGGUUGGAAACACCACACUCGGCUAUGCCUCUGCCAUUUCACUCCACGGAAAUGCUACUUUUGUCGCCUUUGGCUCUGCUCUGAUCGAGGGGUAUCUAACGGGUUACCCAACAGGCUCCAACUACUAUGGUGGUCAAUUUGAAUUCCUCGGCAGCACUAUCAUCUCGAGAACCGAUGUCGUCGCCGAGUUGAUCUAUUUCAACGACACUUUGAUCGUGACUGGUCGUACUUACUUGACGGCUAAUCGCAUGGUCGGACGUACAGGCAACUUUUCAAUCGUUGGCAGUGACAUCACUGUUGGCGAGAUCAACGUCAAUACCAAUGUCUCCCUCACCUUGGGUGGUACUCUUAAAAUGGGUUCGUACGUGUCCAACUCUUAUAUUGCCUAUCUCGAGGGCACUGCCAACACACAGGUCUACGCGCAGACUGGCAACUUUACCACAUUUGCCAAUGUGUCGUUGCUCGGAGAAACACUCAUCUUCAACGCUUCGGUCGCGUUUGGCAACGGUAACAUCACCUCGCUCGAGAUUGACAAUGAUAACAACUAUUGGAGCCGUUUCGUGUUCACCAACGUCAGCAUUGCCAAGCUCUUCACCGCACCCACAAUCAGUGCCCCCAUCACCAUAGAAGUGAAUGGCAACAGCUCGCUGCUCAUCGUCGACGUUGAGAUGGUCAACAUUGUAGUGUUCCCCUCUGCCACACUCAACCUGACCACCUCACAAAUUACAAUGGACUCCAAGUCUUCGCUUUUCUUUAACGGUGCCAAUGCCCUCUUCAACUACACCUAUGUCAACGGUGGUAGCGUCUCUGCCUCGCAAUCAUCACAAGUUGUCUUGACUGGCGGCUCUAAAUUCUCUAGCGCUUCCCUCUCACUCGCCAAUAACUCCCAACUCAUUGUCUCGGGAUCCAACAACCAUCUAGCCUCACUCGUCCUCGGCACAGGUGCCCAGAUGAACAUGACCGACGGUACCCUCUACAUUGCCAGCACUUUGACAGUCAACGCCAAUUCCGCCGUUAAUUUGAACUUGACUUCACUUGCCACAUCUACUUCUUAUGUACCCAUUAUUUGCAAUUCCCAAGUCACCUUUAGCUACUCGAGUCGCCUCACUUUAACAACAAAAGCCAAAGGUGUCGCUCUCGGUACCCAGUACUAUCUCGUCAAUGGCAGAUCCGAAAUGUCCAUCCCCAAUUUCACUCUCUACCCAACUCAACCAGGUCGAUUGAAUAUUGCAAAUGCAGGAACAUGUGACACGAUUCGUCUUCGCGGUACCAAUGGAUUUGCAGUUAUUAAUCUCUCGAUGAAUUUCCAAUUUAAUUGCACAACAGUUCUCUAG
Molecule: messenger RNA, 1782 nt
Organism: Cavenderia fasciculata
Lineage: Eukaryota; Evosea; Eumycetozoa; Acytosteliales; Cavenderiaceae
Exons: 3
Coding region: 1-1782 (593 amino acids)
Source: RefSeq, a predicted model, not a curated record